AUGAGGUUGAUGGCGCCGCUGUAUUUCUAUAUCUCAGUCUUCUGCUUCCCGCUGGUACUCGAGGCGCGGCUGAUUACUGCGGGUGACGGAUGGGAAGCAGAUGCAGCAGCGACCGUCAGAGAUGUGCUUCAGGCGUCAUCGAGAGGCGACAUUUCUCUCAUCAUCAUUACUGACACAAGCUUCUUGAGGAGAACUACUGACACGUUUCUGUUAUCGACGUGGAACGUGGCGAUCUUCGAGGCUACCAUGAACGGGUCACAUCUCACCCAGCUGAUUAAACUUGCCCGCCAGGUGCGGAUGGCGUCGUGGAUGGUCGUGGUGGUGGUGGUGAGUGACGACCCAGUCUUCCUAGCCGCCUUCGCCCAACAGGCCCGUGAGGGUCGCCUGCUGGUGUGGGCCACGAGGCUCAUUGUGGUGAGCCGCCGCACGUCGCACAGCCUCCACCCACUCCACCGGACUCUCGCCCUCACCAACUCCCUCCUGCUGCUGGUGGAUGACGCGGCGGGGAUGGCAAGGGCUGCUGGGUGGGUGGUGCUACCGUACCAGCGGCCUGGCGUCGCCCCGCUGCGGGUUGCCUUCUGGGCGGCUAGGGGUGACCUUUCAUUGCAUCGACCGCUAUUCUGGGACAAAUUUAGCAAGUUUCCGGAGGGGAGUGACGUGGUAGUGGCCAUGGAGCAGAACCACAGGCAUUUGGCGGUGAUGGAGCCAGACCCUACGGCGCCUGGAGGUGUGCGGCUGCAGUUCAAAGGCUUCAUGGUCAACGUUCUUGCUUACCUGGCACAAGGACUCAAUUUCUCGUACACGUUCAGGCGACCUCCGGACAGGGCGUGGGGCGUAAAGCUGAGGAACGGCUCCUUCACCGGCAUGGUGGGCCAGGUGCACAGAGAGGAUGUGAAUCUCGGCCUUGGACCCUUCGCCAUCAAUGCCGCGCGCUACGAGGCCGGGGACUUUACUUGGCCCAUCAAUUUCAUGGCCGUUAAAGUGCUCGGAGGUCGCGGGAGCCCAGAGGUGGAUCCCUGGGGCUUCCUGCUGCCCUUUGACCCUUGGGUGUGGGCGGCGCUGUUCGCUUUCCUUUUGCUACUAUCCGUCAUCUCCUACUCCCUCUCCACCGUGUUCUCCAAGAAAGGAUACAAGAGAGAAAACUUUGCCACAAAGAACCUCCAUUUCACAAGCAUAAUGUUUCGUCAGUCUGUGUGGGUGGCUAGUGGCGGGUGGAUGUGGCAGCGCGUGGUGCUGGGCGUAUGGAUGCUGAUGACCAUGGUGCUGACGCGGAGCUACGAGGGCAACCUCAUGUCGCUGCUGGCAGUGAGACACCUGCCCCAGCCCUACCAGACCCUCAGGGACGUGGUGGACGACCCCUCGGUGAUCAUGGUCUGGGAAAAGCAGGGGGCACCCAUGCAGGCGGUGAUAGAUGCCACAUUUGGGAUCUUCUACGAGGUGAAGAAGAAGGAGGAGCAGGGACGCCUCAAAUUACUCCGGCGCAUUGACUACGAUGCCAUUCUGGGUGAAGUGAUCAGGCAGCACAGGGUGAUCAUCGACUACGACUUGGUGACGACUGGAACCAUAAGCAAACACUUCUCUCGCACAGGACGAUGUGACUUGUAUGUCGGGCAUGAAAAUAUUCUGGCUCAGCCCAUCGCCCUCAUGAGCCAGAAGGACAGCCCUCUCAUCUCCGCCCUGAACGAGAGGAUUACUUCCAUGAGCGAGGCUGGACUGUACUACCAUUGGGCCAAAGUUGCUAACUCCAACUCCACCUCCUGUGAGCGAGUACCAACCAAAAUCACCAUCAGUUCCACUCUGUCGAUCAGGCAAUGCUCGGCUAUGCUGAUGGUACUCGCCGGGGGCCUGGUGGUGAGUCUUGUCGUUCUCUGCCUGGAGGUGGUGGUAGCUAACGUGUCGGGGCGAUGACGGCGUGAUUACGUAGUGACGCAAAGGCGAGUUUGGUACCACUGUAAACUGCUACACACAUCUACCUUUCAUCAUUAUACUACAAAUACAGAAACAGAGAGAGACAAUGACGGGGAGAGAUAGAGAGAGAGAGAGACAAAGAGAAACCAAACCGUGCUGUAUGUAUCUUAUUAAACACUAACAAUACUGGA
This is a messenger RNA of Portunus trituberculatus (swimming crab), 2099 nucleotides long. RefSeq names its product glutamate receptor ionotropic, delta-1-like. The transcript has 14 exons. Gene Ontology annotation, molecular function: glutamate-gated receptor activity. NCBI's taxonomy places the organism in Eukaryota, Metazoa, Arthropoda, Malacostraca, Decapoda, Portunidae. Gene Ontology annotation, cellular component: membrane. The record is from RefSeq and is a predicted model, not a curated record. Bases 1 to 1908 code for a protein of 635 amino acids.